This is a messenger RNA of Helianthus annuus (common sunflower), 2001 nucleotides long. RefSeq lists its product as uncharacterized. The transcript has 4 exons. The record is from RefSeq and is a predicted model, not a curated record. Gene Ontology annotation, molecular function: nucleic acid binding. Bases 1 to 2001 code for a protein of 666 amino acids. NCBI's taxonomy places the organism in Eukaryota, Viridiplantae, Streptophyta, Magnoliopsida, Asterales, Asteraceae.
AUGAAAUUGGCUUUAGAAGCCAAGAAUAAGUUUGGUUUUAUUGAUGGUAAAUGUGAAAGAUCCACUGAGGAUCAUGUGCUUGUUAGUCAGUGGGAUAGGUGUAACUUUGAGGUGUUAACUUGGCUUUUGAAUUUUGUGUCUGAGGAACUAUUUUUGGGUCAAGUGUUUUCUAAAUAUGCUUCAGAGGUUUGGGAGGACUUAAAGGAAACCUAUGACAAGAUAGAUGGUUCUGUGGUUUAUGAUUUGUAUAAAAAGAUAAACUGUAUUUCUCAAAAUGGUUCUAUUGUGGCUGAUUAUUAUAAUAGGUUAACUACUAUGUGGAAACAGUUUGAUGCCAUGCUUAAACUGCCCACAUGUUCUUGUAAAGCAGCUAAAGAUUAUAAUGACUUUUCAAUGUUAAUCAAACUAAUGCAAUUUCUCAUGGGGUUAGAUGAUGUUUAUCAACCAGUAAGAACUAAUUUGUUAACCAGAGAAGAAUUUCCAUCUGUCAAGGUUGCCUUUUCUGUGGUUUCUAGGGAGGAAUCACAUAGAUUGUCUAGUAGUGGGUCAAAAGGUUUUAAGAAAAGAACUAACACCAUAUCUGGUAAAAACACACUUACUAGUAAGUCUAAUGCUGCUGUUGGAUCAUCUGCUAGUGUGUCUACUUCUGGUUUGCCUUUUACAUCUGAACAGAUAGCAAAGUUGUUAAGUUUAGUUGGUGAGAAAUCUGGUGUGGAGUCAUCAAAUGUAGGAGGUGAGUCCUUUACUACUAAUAGUUUUGUUAGUUGUUCUAGUUCUAUAUUCUUUGGAGGUAUCUUUAGUUGGAUAGUUGAUUCUGGGGCUAGUCAACACAUGGUUAAUAGUGAUAAAGAAAUGUUUAAUACUAUUGAUGUUUCUGAAUUUGAUCUUAAAGUUGGUCACCCAAAUGGUACUAAUGUUAAAGUUUUAAAAAUUGGUAAUAUCAAGUUAAUGGAUAAUAUCAUUUUAAAAGAUGUGUUUUAUGUCUUAGGGUAUAAUGUUAAUUUGUUGUCUAUUCAUAGUUUACAUAAAGAUAAUAAUAUUGAUGUUGUGUUUAAUGAGAAUAGUUGUAUAUUACAGGAUUCCAAAUCAAGGAAAAUCCUAGUGACUGGUAGUCAAGAUAGUGGUCUGUAUUUUGUUGGUAAUAAUGGUAAUUCUGUGAAUGUUUGCUUUAAUAGUUUUGUUAAGUCAAGUCUGUGGCAUAGUAGAUUAGGUCACCCUUCUGAUCAAGUGCUAGCUGUGUUAAAAGAGAAUUUUGAUGUUAAGAGUAUUGAACAUGGUCCCUGUGAUGUUUGUCACAGGGCUAAACAGGUUAGAGUUCCUUUUCCAUUAAAUAAACAUAAAACUAAAUCUAUUGAUGAUUUUUCUAGAACAAUUUGGUGUUACUUGUUGUCAAAUAAAACUGAGGUGUUUGAAAAUCUGUAUAACUUUUAUGAACUUAUCCUAACUCAAUUUGAGAAAAAGAUAAAAUUAAUUAGAAGUGAUAAUGGGACGGAAUUUGUAAACAACCAAAUGGGAUUAUUUUGUAAAAAUAAAGUUCCUACGGUUCCCAAUGAUGAAGAGGGUACAACUGGUGCUCAAGAUCACUACAGUGAUGAUCAGCAGCCAUUGUCACCCUCUACAUCUACCACUGUCCCUAAUGUUGAGAAUGUUCAACCUGAAAGUGGACAGUCAGGCAGUAGUUAUCCGGGUAACAGUUGCGGGGCAGAGGACAUUGUAGGAUCACAUGAUGAGACCAACCCAUCUGAGGGACAAUCUGUUAGGAGAUCUUCUAGAAAUGUGUCUUUUCCAAAAAGAAUUAAUGAAUUUGUUGUUGAAGGAAAGGUUAAGUAUGGUAUUGAAAAAGUUGUUAGCUAUGCUAAUUUGUCUGUUGCUAACUUCUGUUUGAUUGCUUCAUUGAAUAAGUCUGUUGAACCUAGUACAUAUAAUGAGGCCAUUAAAGACACUAAAUGGAUAGAAGCUAUGAAUAGUGAAAUGGAGGCACUUUAUAGAAAUAAUACUUAG